Molecule: messenger RNA, 1701 nt
Organism: Trypanosoma cruzi
Lineage: Eukaryota; Euglenozoa; Kinetoplastea; Trypanosomatida; Trypanosomatidae
Exons: 1
Coding region: 1-1701 (566 amino acids)
Source: RefSeq, a predicted model, not a curated record
AUGAGCGAUCUUUGGUGGGCCUUUACAGAUCGACUGGCGGUAUCAGGAUAUAAACUGGAGGAUUUAACGGAUAAUGACGGUUUGUUUCGGCUUGUCGCGGAGGAGUUUUGUGGGUUUACUCCCCAACAAGUGAGUGAGCUUCGGAAGCAGUGGCACAGUAUGUGCAGAGAAGCAAAGAAUGGGAUGAUGCAACCGGAAUGUGUAUCGCAAACGUCGGUGCGGACGUCUUCUCAAAACAAUGACACGUCCACACAUCAAGGUAUCUUUUGUACGUAUCCGACAAGUACGGUAUUGUCGCGUGCCAAUAGGUUUUUGUAUAAUUUGAGUGGACAUGGGGUGCCGCUCGCAUCUGCGAUGGUGACGGAGCUUCCGCUUCCACGCAAGCUAACUCAGGCCUUCCGUGGUCGAUUGGCAUUUAUGCAUAAGCCCACGGGAGAAGUAGAACUCCUGUGGAAAAUAUGCAGUCCCAUGACACUAGCCAGUAUCAAAGAAGGUCAAUCGCUGGAAAAUAUGACCGAUUGGGAUACACUUUGCCCCCGUGGUAUUGUUCUUUACCGCGACGAUGGAGCUGCAGCACAAUUUUGUGAAAAAGCGCCUGUAGAACUGGCACGCCAAGGCUGGUGCCUUGUUGCCUUUGAUGUAGCCGUGGGUAAAUCCCGUUACCUUGAAGAAGAAGAAAUUAGACUAUUGCAGCACUUUUCCAUGGAAGAGUGUUUUAACACACUUUACAGUGACGGUUAUGACAGCAUUUCGGUUGCUUCUUGUAAUGCCUGCGUCAUAUUCCACCCAGAUCAGAUGAUCCCGCGAUUUGUUGUUAGCAUCUAUGCUCCAAACAAAAUCCGUCAGCCAAAUAACCCCACCAUGACACCUGCAGUGGAGCCUCCGGCCAUGACAUCUUAUCCAAUGAAAAAAGGGGGGAAAUUAGGUAAGGAACUGCAACCAACACCAACAACGGUAGGAAUAAAGCCGAAUGCUUCAAAUACACCCCCAAAACCAUCUUCCGUCAUCUCAUUGGAUGCAAUCAAUUGCCAGAAACAUUCGGGAAAGGAGGUGGAAUUUUGGUGCCCAGAGGAGAAGAGGCUGUUAUGCAGUCAUUGCCUUUUUUAUGAUGGAUACAGCAAUAGUAAUUGCCUACUGGUGGCUGAGGCAGUUCGAAUGGAGGCGCCAGGACUCGAACGUUGGGUUCAAAAUGCGGAAACCUUUACGAAAGAGAUUGAUUCCGUUAACAAUCUUUUUCGCUCCGCAGAACGAGAUAUAGAUACAUGCGAAAAAGAACGGAAAGAAGAAUUGUGUGAGCAUUUUAAACGUGUACGUGCAAAGUUGAAUGUGUUGGAGGAAGAACUUACCUCACAAAUUGAAAAGAGGAGUGAAGAGCAGCGACGGUCCCUGCGGAAUUCUUUGGCAGAAGUUCAGGCUACCGUGGAAAAGGUAAAUCGUCUUAUUGGUGAAGCUGCAAAACCACUUUUAAAUUAUCGUGCUGGAAAUAUAGACCACAGGAAUGCAGUGGACCUUUUGAAUGUGACACAGUCAGUGUUUGACAACUGGCGUGCAGUGAAUAUUCCCAUGUACUCCGUCGUCAUUGGUUGGGACAGAGACAUUUUUAACGAAUUAGAGGGCGCAUUGCAGCCCACUUUGGCCACUGAGAGCGAGGGACAAGUAGAGUUGCCGGAAGCUAUAGAUGUCAAUUACCUUAAAAAUUAA